CCCAAGAUGGAGUAGGCGAGGAGGGAGCUGACGCGACGGUAGGCAUUCUUGGAGAGCGGCCAGAGAGUGAAGGAGAGGACCACCAACAGGACAGACACCAGUCCCGCGCUGCUCACGAACACGUACGUGAAGAGUAGCGGGAAAAGCGGCAGACGCUUGACCCAGGCUGGCACUACAAACGCCAACGGCAUCUUACUUUUGUGAACUUCGGCCCAGCUCUCGUCUCUGUGGCUGAGGUAAACAAAUAGAGGUCACCCUUUCAGUCAGUGGGGGUGCGCGUCAAUUAGAAGGAUGGCGUCGCUGCGUUUGUUGGACACGUGGCGCUUGUUUUCGGCUCCGCAGAGCCUCCAAAAGACGUUGUUAAACUGUACCCACUGGAAACCACCUUCUCCUUACAACAUCCACUCUGUGGUUCCACGGAUUUUGCUAACUACAGCUGUUCCCUUGAGGAGCAGCUCGACUAUUGGCGCAGACAUUCUGGGUCAGCUAAACCUGAGGCCAGAGGCUCACAGACAAGACCCAAGGGACCAGGUGCCCACGUCAGUGAAAACACCCACACCACAGGCGGUGACGGAGCUACCAAUCAUGCACAUAAAGGCCACUCACAACAACACCAUCGUCACACUCAGUGAUGCCGGAGGGAGGGUCCUGGCCUGGACAUCUGCUGGAGCAGUUGGUUUCAAGGGAGCCAGGAGGGGGACAAACUUUGCCGGGCAAGAAGCUGGGGCAGAAGCUGCCAGAAAAGCCCUGAAGCUGGGAUUUAAGAGCUUUCAGGUCAAGUUAAAGGGGACUGGUCCUGGAAGAAAGCCUUCGCUGAAGGGACUAGAGAUGGGAGGAAUAAACAUAAUCACUCUCCAGGACGUGACGCCUGUACCUCACAACGGCUGUAGGCCGAGAAAAGCAAGACGAUUGUAGAAUUAUCUCUGCAGAAAAACAUGCGCAUGCGCACAGCGACGACUUAGUGUGCAUGCGCGAUUUAAUGACGUCACGGUUUACUACGUGUGCGCUCACAAAACUUUCAAGAACCGAGCGGUGAUGGUGGGUCUCCCGUCUUCCUUCUGUCUGUUACUACUGUUGACUGGUGUGUGUGUGUCUACGGGCCCGGAGAACGAUGGAGAUGUGUACCAGAUGCCUCUCCCCAUGCCCGCUAGGGGAGUCAACCCUCCGAAGUACAAUGACUACAGGUGCCGAGCUACCAAACUGCCUAUCACCGACAACUACAUAGUGAGCUACGAGCCGAGAGCCGACCCAAAUGUGGCUCAUCACAUGUUGCUGUACGGUUGCCGAGUACUCGGUACUGGGCUAGACGACUCUAGCAGCUGGAACUGCAAGAGCAGCACAAUAUGUGGGACCUUAUCACACCCCAAGAUCCUCUAUGCAUGGGCUCUCAAUGCCUCUGGUUUCCAGCUCCCGCCUGACGUGGGGCAGCUGGUUGGUCCUGGAAACUCCAUCAACUAUCUCGUGGUUCAGAUACACUACGGCCCAGGCGGAGCGUCAGUUCCAUCAAGUUCCACUGAUCCUCUGGCACUCGUCUUAAACAUGACUUCCAGAAGUCAGCAAAGGCUCUCUGGUGUGUACCUGCUUGGCUCUAGCUCAAAGAUUGACGCAGGGAAAAAAGAGGUGAUUAUUGACACGGCAUGCCAGUUCUCCGGUCAUAAGUCCAUCGUCCCCAUCGCAUUCCGGACACACGCUCACUCACACAGUACUCUCAUAGUCGGAUAUGUGGGAGAUGGAAGGGACAAAUGGAGGGAAAUUGGACUCAGAAGCCCCCAAGAUCCUCAGGCGUUUUAUCCAGUGGUGGACAGCGGCAUUACCAUUAACCCUGGAGACUGGGUGGCUGCGAGGUGUGUCUACAAUACCACCGACACUGCAUUAGACAUACACAUGGGGCCGGACACAGAGGACGAGAUGUGCAACUUCUACAUCAUGUACCACACACAGAACGACGGACGGCCGCUCACCAGGGAAAACUGCUGGGCACGGGCCCCUUGGGCAUCCACUUCCCUCCCCUCCCCGUCCUCCCACCCUCACAGCUCUCACACUCUCACCACCAUCACCACUCCCCCAUGGGGAGCGGGCCCGACGACGAUGCAAUUGAAAUCAUCGCUCCGAAUCCGAUUACAUCGCCGGGAAAAGAAACGACAUCGCCGUCAUUAUCUAGAGGCAAAGACAACCACGUAAUUGAGGAGGAAGAUCAUUACGUGUGUCCGAGUCCGAUUCCACCUGGCCCGGUACCAGCCCAGUGUGUGGAGACCACACCCACUAAUCAGGGAGCGGGUGGUAAGGAAGGAGACGGACCGUUGUACAAUAUAGUAUUGGCUGAUGACUGGCCCUUUAAUGGGAUCAGUGAUCCUCACGUGGAGGCCGAGACGGGAAGGGGCGGGGCUUUGGGUCAGGUGACCUCGGUUGCCGUGGCGCCAGACGGGAGUGUGUUUGUUCUUCACAGAGGACCUCGAGUUUGGGACAGCAGAACUUUCACCGUCAACAACCUGUUUGUGGACGCAGCUAAGGGACCCAUAUCUACUCCAGUCCUCCUAAAGUUCUCCGGAGACGGAGUACUCCGUGGGGUGUGGGGUGGGGGACUCUUCUACUUACCCCACAGUGUGACGGUUGAGCGGAGUGGAGCCAUAUGGAUCACUGACGUUGCCAUGCACCAGGUUUUGAGAUUUGAUGAUCUGAGUGCCCACAAACCGUCCCUCUCUCUCGGACACAUGUUAAUCCCUGGAUCAAAACCUGGCUACUUGUGCAAGCCAGCCGACGUGGCAGUAGCUUCUUCCGGAACCUUCUAUGUUGCUGACGGAUACUGCAACAGUCGAGUGCUGGCCUACGGUCCAGACGGCAUGGUCAGAGCCGUCUUAGGGGAUUUCCCCAUCGAGGGUGAAACCCUGUUAGUUCCGCACAGCCUGACGCUGAGCCCCUCAGAAGACCAGCUCUACGUUGCCGACCGUGAAAACCAGAGAAUCGUGGUAAUGGACGUGACCGGAGCUGGGAACGUGCGAGUGUUUCCGGUCGGAGGGCUGGAUCGGGUGUUUGCCGUGGGUCUGAGUGGGUUGAGCCCUGGUGGCUGGCCCAUGUUGGCGGUGGUAGAGGACAAGAGGGGAGAGAGGGGGUAUGGAUUGACAAUCACCGAAAACGACGGAGUUGACAGUGUUUGGGGUGCGGAGGAGGUGUUUCACAAGGUCCACGAUCUGGCUGUGGAUCCUGUGAAUAAGGCAGUUUACGUCACUGAACUAACACCAGCUAGGAUAUGGAAAUUCUCCAUUGUAUCUGAAGGCAAUGCAUCCACUGUGCCAGCCACACAUUUGCCUACUACCGAAACGACCACAGGGAGCACUAUUGGUACCACUAAUCGACCAUCGAGUACGCAAACACCCGGUACCACUGAGGGGCCACAGGAGACGACAGAAGCUCAAACUACUGCCACCACAUCACCCACCACCGAACCACCAAACACCCAACCAACGGAGACACAUACAGAGAGUGUUGCUUCAGGGCCAGUUUCAACUGAAAAUGCUGCACCAAGUACUCCUGAGGGUAGCAACAGUAGCUCAGACUUCCCGCCGUCCAAUUCUGAUGACUCCACAUCGUCGUCCGGAAGCCCCGCCUACUCUGGGGACACCAACGACAAUGCCGAAAUGACGGGCAAUGACGCAAGCAACUACCCUGCCUCCCAAGUCCACAAGUCGAGCUCAGCGGGAGACAAAAUAGCUACGCCGGCAUUCCACUACGGUCUGUUUGCGGCCAUCUUUGCCAUCGUGGCUCUCAUUCUGGUCGUGGUGGUGGGGAUCUUGAAGGAGCACAGGUUCCUGCGGUUCAGAGUGAGGCGAGUGGGAACAACUCAAGCAAGCUCGGAGGGGAAAACGUCGCGGGAGACACUACACUCGCUACUCGGUCCCAGCAAACUUGGUUUCAGUCGACUGAGGACGUACGACUCUGACAGCGAAGUGGAGGAGUUUCCCAUAUUCUCAAGACAGCUGUGAUCUGCUAAUCAACAGGCUAUAGCGGAGAACUCUCUAAUUCAAAGUCAUCUUCACUCUUUCAUUGAUCACUGGCUGGCCUGUUCCACAACCUAUUAUUACAUGAUUGUGUCAUGAAUCUUUUUAUAAUUUUUGUGUGGAUGAAAUAAUAUGACUAUUACAAGUCUGCAGUCAUGCUUAUUUGUGUGUCUAGGCAUGGUCAGUAAAAGUCACAAUUUUUGCUCCGUAAACUUGGCAUAGCAGUCCAUGGAACAGAAGACGUAUACGGACGAGAAUCUCCGGACGUGCACGAGCGGCGGCAGCCCAGGGGACGACAAGGCGCAGAAACUGCACGGAGGAAAGCUCUGCGGGCUCCUCCGUUGUUGCAUUGCCCCCUCCGACGACCCCCCAGCAGUUCCGUAGCGAGCCGCGUCAGAUGUGCGGCUCGCCACUUCCACUGCGCUUCUCUCGAGCUGAUCCACCAUAUUCACAAACCCGUGGGGAAGAAUAAGCGCCUCUGUUGGCUUCGUUCAGUACACUGGACUCGACUUCUGUCCGCUUGUGGUCUCCUUCGCCAGUGUGCAGUUUAGAGUUUGUUCGCUAUCCGACACCUUCCGGCGUGUCCUUAGCGUUGGUAGCAGUAGAAGAGCCAGAAACCAUUUCACAGCCACUGGGUUUGUUCUGAGAGAGAGCCUCUUUGCCGCAAACGCCGCGCCAGUCCUUAUUUUAUUGCACAGCUCGUGUCUGCUCUUACACCAUCACGUUGAAACUGCUGUUUCUAUGGCAACC
Geodia barretti is the source of this 4745-nucleotide messenger RNA. The record is from the annotation of a GenBank genome assembly. NCBI's taxonomy places the organism in Eukaryota, Metazoa, Porifera, Demospongiae, Tetractinellida, Geodiidae.